GGUCUUCACUUUCAUGUGGAAUAUUAUCAUACGACAUCACCACUACUGACGCGCGACAGGCAUGCAGUCAUAAAUAUAUGAAUGAGGUGCUCAGCUGACAUCAUGUCAUAUUAUAGCCAGUCGAAGUUGCAAAUAACCACGGACAACUAUUCAUCACCAUGGCCCCCGAAGGAGCGAUCAAAUGCAAGGCUGCAAUUGCGUAUGCUGCUAAUGAGCCCUUGAAGAUCGAAGAGAUAUACGUUGGAGCCCCCAAGGCUGGUGAAGUACGGGUGAAGGUUGUCGCCAACGCGCUCUGCCAUACAGAUAUCUAUACUCUGUCAGGUCAAGAUGCCGAGGGAAAGUUCCCUUGCAUCCUCGGUCACGAAGCUGGGGCAAUUGUGGAGAGUGUGGGUGAGGGUGUCACCUCAGUCAAGGUUGGCGAUCACGUCAUUCCCUGCUACACCCCCCAGUGCAACGAAGACGACUGCAUUUUCUGUCAGUCACCAAAAACAAAUCUUUGCCCAAAGAUAAGAUCUACACAAGGCCAGGGAGUCAUGCCUGAUGGUACCAGUCGCUUCACCACAUUGGACGGCAAGCCUAUCUACCAUUUCAUGGGUUGCUCUACGUUUUCCGAGUAUACGGUGGUUGCUGAAAUCUCAUGUGCCAAGAUCGUUGAGGAGGCACCCUUGGAAGUUGCUUGCUUGCUUGGCUGUGGUGUUUCAACUGGAUUCGGUGCCGUUAUGAGAACUUGCAAAGUCGAAGAGGGAUCUACCGUAGCUGUGUGGGGACUGGGUGCAGUGGGUCUGGCGGCAAUUCAGGCCGCAGCGUUGAACAAGGCCAGUAGAAUCUUUGCCAUUGAUAUGAAUGAAGGCAAGUUCGAACAUGCGAAAAAGCUGGGAGCUACAGAGUGUCUCAACCCAAAGGACUUCGACGAGCCGAUUGAAAAAGUACUUGUUGAGAAGACCAAAUGGGGAGUGGACUACACCUUCGACGCCACGGGAAGCGUCAAAGUUAUGCGAUCUGCAUUGGAAGCCGCACAUCGAGGUUGGGGAGUGAGUUGUGUUGUAGGUGUUGCUCCUGCCGGAGCAGAAAUCAGCACAAGGCCGUUCCAAUUAGUGACUGGCCGCCAGUGGAAGGGUACGGCCUUUGGAGGAUGGAAGAGUCGCACGGAUGUCCCCAUGCUGGUUGAUAAGUGGCAGGCUGGUGAUCUUCCCAUCGAACACUACAUUACACACAAGUUCAAGGGAAUCGAGACGACGGCCGAAGCCCUCGAUGCCUUGCAUUCAGGUGGCUGCCUGAGAGCUGUGGUCGAGUAUUAGUUAAGUAGCGCAGAUACAAGCAUGGGCGACAGUGUUGUAUUGGCUUGAAUCCAUAAAAUGCUCAUGCGAACGCUCAGAUUUCCACUGUUGUAUUCCUUUGAAAUAUCACACAUUUUCUACUUGAUGAGAGCCAAGAAACCUGAAUGACUUACUGUGCUC
This is a messenger RNA of Sphaeroforma arctica JP610, 1457 nucleotides long. RefSeq names its product alcohol dehydrogenase class-3. Lineage: Eukaryota; Ichthyosporea; Ichthyophonida. Gene Ontology annotation, cellular component: cytosol. Gene Ontology annotation, molecular function: zinc ion binding; S-(hydroxymethyl)glutathione dehydrogenase [NAD(P)+] activity. Gene Ontology annotation, biological process: formaldehyde catabolic process. The transcript has 9 exons. The record is from RefSeq and is a predicted model, not a curated record. The coding region runs from base 159 to 1298 and encodes 379 amino acids.